Messenger RNA from Myotis brandtii (Brandt's bat), 6562 nucleotides. RefSeq names its product SCO-spondin (gene SSPO). Lineage: Eukaryota; Metazoa; Chordata; Mammalia; Chiroptera; Vespertilionidae. Gene Ontology annotation, molecular function: protein binding. The record is from RefSeq and is a predicted model, not a curated record. Gene Ontology annotation, cellular component: extracellular matrix.
UCCAGUUCCAAGCAGCUGGUGCCUGGGGGCAUGGAGAUGAGAUAAAGCCUCCCAGCUCACAGUGCGCUGAAGCUGGCUGGACACACUGAGGCUGGGCUGCAGUAGACUGGCCUGUGGUGGGGGAGGCCAGUCCUGGCCCCUCUGCUCACCUGCUGCACACUGCCUCCCAUAAGCCCAAGCCUCGAAGUCCCCCCAAAGUUGACCUGUGGAGGCACCAUGCUGCUCCCUGCCCCCCUCUUUGGGAUGGCAUGGGCACUUACUAACGGGCGAUAGUGUGAGCACAUGGAGACCAUUCUGGUGGAGGAGGAAGUCACCCCACGUCAGGAGGACCUGGUGCCUUGCACCAGCCUCUAUCAUCACCGGCGCCUGGGCUGGCGGCUGGACCUGUCCGGGAGUGGACAUGCAGGGCUCUGUCCCAUCUACAAGCCCCAGGAAUCACGACCUGUUGCGUGGAACAGGACAGUGAGGGCCUGCUGCCCAGGCUGGGGAGGCACCCACCGCUCCCUGGCCCUUGCAGAAGCCAGCCCCAAGGGCUACUGCUUUGCCACAUGGCAGUGCCAGCCUUGGGCAGGCUCAGCUCAUGCAUCUGCAGGAAGCCUGGAGGAAUGCUGUGCCCAGCCUUGGGGACCCAGCUGGUGGGAUGAACGCUCCCAGGCCUGCCUCAGCUGCUCCAGCCAACGGCUUCCAGGCAGCACCCAGUCUCCAGCCCUGCUGCAGCCCCUGGCAGGGGCCCUGGCCCAACUCUGGAGCUGGAGCCAGUGUCCCUCGGCCACCUGUGCCACCUGGUCCGGCUUCCACUACCGCACCUUUGACAAGCGCCACUACCACUUCCUGGGCCACUGCACUUACCUGGUGGCAGGUGCUGCUGACUCCACUUGGGCUGUCCACAUCAGGCCCAGGGGCCAUUGUCCCCAGCCUGGGCACUGUCAGCAGGUCCGGGUGAUGAUGGGACCAGAGGAAGUGCUGAUUCAGGGUGGAAAUGUCUCUGUGAAUGGGCAGCUGGUACCUGAUGGGGAGUUUCAGCUGCUCUCGGGUGAGGGACAGGCUGAGCUUGCAGUGCUGUCAGGGGGCCUGGGGGUCGUUGUGCAGCUGGAUGGGUCCAGUUCGAUCUCCGUUUCUGUGGACCACAAGCCGGGACAGACUCAAGGCCUCUGUGGGCUCUACAAUGGCCGGCGUGAAGAUGACUUCUUGGAGCCAGGAGGGGGGCUGGCUGUAUUAGCUGCCACCUUUGGGAAUUCCUGGAAGCUGCCUGACUCAGAGGCUGGGUGUCUGGAUGCAGUGGAGGCAGCACAGGGCUGCGAGGAGCCUCUGAGGGGCACCGAGGUGGGCACGGAGGCUGGCCAAUUGCGGGCCGAAACCCAAGAUGUAUGCCACCAACUGCUGGAUGGUCCAUUCAGAGAAUGCCAUGUCCAGGUUCCCUCUGCUGAGUACCAUGACGCCUGCCUCUUUGCCUACUGUGCUGGGGCCCCAGCAGGCAGUGGGAGAGAGGGCCGCAGGGAGGCUGUGUGUGCCACCUUGGCCAACUAUGCCCAGGACCGUGCCAAGCGUCACAUCCAUGUGCUCUGGAGGAAGCCCGGCUUCUGUGAGCGCCUGUGCCCCGGAGACCAACUGUACUCCGACUGCGCCUCGGCCUGCCCGCCCAGCUGCCCCACUGUGGGCGAGGGCGGGGAGGGGUCUUGCGGAGAAUGCUUGAGCGGCUGAUGUCCGCCCGGCCUCUUCUGGGACGGCGCCCUCUGGCCUGCCUCCCAAUGUCCCUUCUAUUACCGACGCCAGCGCUACGCCCCCGGCGACACUGUGCGCCAGCUGUGCAACCCGUGCUGGGUCCGCAGCGUGUGCCAGGACGGCCGGUGGCUCUGCGUGCGGGCUCGGCCUUCAGAGUGCGCGGUGGGCGGGGACGGGCACUACCACACCUUUGAUGGGCGGAGCUUCUCCUCCAUCCUGGUGCAGGACUUGGCCAAGGGGUAGCUGUUGAUCGUGCUGGAGCAUGGAGCCUGCGACUCUGGGAGCUGCCUCCACGCCAUCUCUGUCUCCCAGGGGGACGCCCACAUCCAGCUCAGGGACUCAGGAGCUGCCCUGGCCAAUGGGCAGGACGUGGGCCUGCCCUGGAGCAGCCCUGAGGGCAUCAGUGUCUCCCGAGCCUCCUCCACCUUCCUGCCUGGAGUCCAGGUCCUCUGGGGGGUGUCUGACCCUGCAGCCUACAUCACCCUGGACCCCCACCAUGCCCAGAGGUGUGCCAGGGGGCAGGUGCAGGGCCUAUGCGGCACCUUCACCUGGAACCAGCAGGACGACUUCCUGACACCUGCCGGUGACGUGGAGACCAGCAUUGCUGCCUUUGCUAGCAAGUUCCAGCUGGCAGGCAAGGGAAGGUGCCCCUCAGAGGACAGCACCCCUCUUUCCCCCUGCAGCACCCACACUGAGCGCCAUGUUUUCGCAGCCAUCCUGCAUGGCCCAGUCUUCCAGGAGUGCCACAGGCUGGUGGAGGAGCCCUUCCACCUGUGCUACUUGGCAGCCGUGUGUGGCCGUGCCCCUGGCAGGGACUGCCUGUGCCCAGUGCUUGCUGCCUAUGCUCGCCGCUGUGCCCAGGAGGAUGCCCCAUCUCCCUGGAGCAGUGCUGUCUUGUGUCCUGGGGGCCAGGAGUACCAGGAUUGUGCCCCAGUGUGCGGUCAGAAAUGUGGGGAGCCAGAGGACUGUGGGAAGCUGGGUGGCUGUGUGGCUGGUUGUAAUUGCCCCUUGGGGCUGCUGUGGGACCCUGAGGGCCAGUGUGUGCCCCCCAGCUUGUGCCCCUGCCAGCUUGAAGCCCGUCGUUAUGCCCCUGGCAGUGCCACCAUGAAGGACUGCAGCCGCUGUGUGUGCCAGGACAGGGGCCUCUGGAACUGCAGUGAUCGCCGCUGCACCCCCCAGCGGGCAUUCUGUCCCCAUGAGCUUGUCUAUGCCCCUGAUGCCUGCCUCCUCACCUGUGACAGCCCCAGUGCCAACCACUCCUGCCCCCCAGGCAGCACAGGGGACUGUGUCUGUCCCCCAGGCACCGUGUUGCUGGACGAGCGCUGUGUGCCUCCUGAGCUCUGUCCCUGCCGCCACGGUGGCAGGUGGUAUCCACCCAAUGCCACCAUCCAUGAGGACUGCAACAUUGGUAUCGUGUGUCAGGGCAGGCAGUGGCACUGCAUGGGCCAGCGGUGCGGUGGACGGUGCCAGGCAUCGGGUGCCCCCCAUUAUGUGACAUUCGAUGGGCUAGCCCUCACCUUCCCCGGGGCCUGUGAAUACCUGCUGGUGCGAGAGGCCAGUGGCCAGUUCACAGUCUCGGCCCAGAACCUGCCCUGCGGGGCCAGCGGCCUCACCUGCACCAAGGCACUGACCGUGCGGCUGCAGAGCACCGUUGUCCACAUGCUCAGAGGCCGGGCAGUGACAGUGAAUGGGGUGAGUGUAACAUCCCCCAAGGUCUACACAGGCCCCGGGCUGAGCCUUGGCCGGGCUGGCCUCUUCCUGCUGCUCACCACCCGCCUGGGCCUCUCCCUGCUCUGGGAUGGAGGCACCCGGGUCCUGCUGUCCCCGCAGUUCCGCGGCCGUGUGGCUGGGCUGUGUGGAGACUUUGAUGGCGAUGCCAGCAACAACCUGCGGAGCCGCCAGGGAGCCCUGGAGCCCACUGCUGAGCUGGCCGCCCACUCCUGGCUCCUCAGUCCUCUGUGCCCUGAGCGGGACCUGCCACACCCCUGCACCGUGAAUGCCCACCGGGCCGCCUGGGCUCGCUCCCGCUGCGGGGUGCUGCUGCAGCCACUUGCCCGGGGCCACGCGGAGGUACCCCCACAGCAGCACUACGGGUGGUGCGUUUAUGAUGCCUGCAGCUGUGAUUCAGGAGGCGACUGUGAGUGUCUGUGCUCGGCCAUUGCCACCUCCCGACACGGGCUCCACGUGCGCUGUCGCAGCCAGGAGCUCUGCCCUCUGCAAUGUGAAGGAGGCCAGGAGUAUGAGGCCUGUGGCCCCACGUGUCCCCCCACCUGCCAUGACCAUGGUCCUGAAGGGUGGCAUUGCCAGGCUGUCACCUGUGUGGAGGGCUUCUUCUGCCUUGAGGGGACUCUGCUGCAUGGAGGCAUCUGCAUGAAGCUGGCUUUCUGUCCCUGUGAGUGGGGGGAGGGGGGCGGCUUCUUCCCACCAGGAACGGUGCUGCAGAAGGCCUGUGGGGACUGCACGUGCCAGGGAAGUCGGUGGCUUUGUGGGGGUGGCAGUACCCGCUGCGAGGAGCCUGUGCCUGGCUGUGCAGAGGGAGAGGCCCUGUCGGAGAGUGGGCACUGUGUGCCCCACGAGUGGCUUUGUGACAACCAGGACGACUGUGGCGAUGGCUCAGAUGAGGAGGGCUGUGCCACUGCAGGCUGCAGGGAGGGGCAGAUAUCUUGCAGCUCCGGCCACUGCCUGCCCCUGGCCCUGCUCUGUGAUGGACAGGACGACUGUGGAGAUGCAGAUGAGCAGGGCUGCCCAUGCCCCCAGGACUCUCUGGCCUGUGCUGAUGGGCGCUGCCUGCCCCCAGCCCUGCUCUGUGAUGGACACCCUGACUGUCCAGAUGCUGAUGAUGAGGAGUCCUGUCUGGGGCAGGUGAACUGCACCCCUGGGGAGGUGUCCUGCAUCGAUGGCACCUGCAUGGGGGCCAUCCAGCUGUGUGACAGAAUCUGGGACUGCCCAGAUGGAGCAGAUGAGGGGCCUGGGCACUGCCCCCUCCCCUCUCUGCCCACGCCCCCUGCUGGCACCUUGCCCAGUCCCUCCGCUGGCUCCUGGGAGACGGCACCAGCUCCCCUGGCCAGCACCAGCCCUGAGGGGCUGCCCGUCCCGGGAGGCCCCAACAGGACAGGAGUUCCCUGCCCGGAAUACUCCUGCCCGGACGGCCUCUGCAUCAGUUUCCAGCUGGUGUGCGAUGGGAAGCCUGAUUGUGAAAUGACAGGAGAGGCAGAGCUCUCCCCAGAAGAGCAGGGUUGUGGGGCCUGGGAACCCUGGAGCCCGUGGGGGUCCUGCAGCCACACGUGUGGGCCUGGGGUGCAGGGCCGGAGCCGCCACUGUUCCCCGCCCAGGCUCCCGGUGCUACAGCUCUGCCCCGGCCCCGAGCACCAGACUCAGGCCUGCUUCACGGCUGCCUGCCCAGUGGACGGUGAGUGGACCUCUUGGUCUCCCUGGUCCCUGUGCUCUGAGCCAUGCAGGGGCACCAUGACCCGGCAGCGACAGUGCCACCCACCCCAGAAUGGGGGCCAGGCCUGCGUCAUGCUGCCUGGGGGCCCUCACAGCACGGGCCAGUGGAACCAGACCUGGCCCUGCCUUCAGGAUGGCUGCCCCAAUGCCACCUGCUCUGGGGAGCUAGUAUUCUGGCCCUGUGCCCCCUGCCCUCUGACCUGUGAUGGCAUUUCUGAUCAGACGGUGUGCCCUGCUGACCGGUCCUGCAGCGGCCCAGGCUGCUGGUGCCCCAAAGGACAAGUGCUGGGCAGUGAGGGGCAGUGUGUGUGGCCCUGGCAGUGCCCCUGCCUGAUGGAUGGUGCCCGCUACUGGCCUGGGCAGCACAUCAAGGCUGACUGCCAGCUCUGCAUCUGCCAAGACGGGCAGCCCCGGAGCUGCCGGCCCAACCCCGACUGUGCCCUGGACGGUGAGUGGACCUCUUGGUCUCCCUGGUCCCUGUGCUCUGAGCCAUGCAGGGGCACCAUGACCCGGCAGCGACAGUGCCACCCACCCCAGAAUGGGGGCCAGGCCUGCGUCAUGCUGCCUGGGGGCCCUCACAGCACGGGCCAGUGGAACCAGACCUGGCCCUGCCCUCAGGAUGGCUGCCCCAAUGCCACCUGCUCUGGGGAGCUAGUAUUCUGGCCCUGUGCCCCCUGCCCUCUGACCUGUGAUGGCAUUUCUGAUCAGACGGUGUGCCCUGCUGACCGGUCCUGCAGCGGCCCAGGCCCAAUGCCUGGUGUAUGUCCCAGCGACAAGCAGUGGCUGGACUGUGCCCAGGGCCCUGCCUCCUGUGCAGAGCUCAAUGCCCCUGGAAGGACUAACCAGAGCUGCCUGCCUGGCUGUUACUGCCCCCACCCCGGGAUGCUCCUGCUGUGGAGUCUCUGCAGCUGCAGCUGCAACGUAGGGAUCCGGUGGCGUUUCCGGGCAGGCACUGCGCCCCCGGCAGCCUUUGUGGGUGCUGCAUGCUAGGGCCCCCAUAUGGAGGCUGAAUUCUGUAGCCUGCGGCCAUGUCAAGGUCCCAGUGGGGAGUGGGGCCCUUGGUCUCCGUGCUCCGUGCCCUGUGGUGGUGGCUUCCGGAACCGCACCCGCGGCAGUGGCCCGAACAGCCCUGUGGACUUUUCCACCUGUGGCCUGCAGCCCUGUGCAGGCCCAAUGCCUGGUGUAUGUCCCAGCGACAAGCAGUGGCUGGACUGUGCCCAGGGCCCUGCCUCCUGUGCAGAGCUCAAUGCCCCUGGAAGGACUAACCAGAGCUGCCUGCCUGGCUGUUACUGCCCCCACCCCGGGAUGCUCCUGCUGGUGAGCGUCCUCCCUGCCUGACCUCCUUGGGGACUGGGAAGACAGGCGGGGCCUGGGCAGAGACAGAGCCAAGGGU